This is a messenger RNA of Nerophis ophidion (straightnose pipefish), 4720 nucleotides long. RefSeq names its product epithelial membrane protein 2-like. The transcript is spliced from 5 exons. The coding region runs from base 192 to 680 and encodes 162 amino acids. NCBI's taxonomy places the organism in Eukaryota, Metazoa, Chordata, Actinopteri, Syngnathiformes, Syngnathidae. Gene Ontology annotation, cellular component: plasma membrane. The record is from RefSeq and is a predicted model, not a curated record.
GCGUGGACCGGAGGAAGGAGGCGGGGCCAAAGUAGGCGGACGGGUAGUCUCUCUUGUUUGCACUUUGCCAGGCUGACUCUGAAGUUUGUGUUCCUGAGACCAGGAGGAAUUUGGCUUGAGGUCGACCGAGCGGACCCCCUCCAAAAAAAAGUGACAUCACCACCAUCAUCAUCAUCAUCACCACCAUCAACAUGCUGAUCCUCCUCGCCGGCAUCUUCGCCCUGCACAUCAUCUGCAUCAUCCUCCUCCUGGUGGCCACCAUCGACAACGCCUGGUGGGUGACCGACGUCUUGUCCACUGAUGUGUGGGCCCGCUGGGACUACAUCAAUGGAGUUUGGAACUACACCGACCUCCCAACAGGCUCGCACUACCCACAGGACUACCUUCAGGCGGUGCAAGCCACCUCAGUGCUGGCCUGCAUCUUCUCCAUCCUGGGCAUCUUUGUGUUCGCCGCGCAGCUCUUCACCUUGAAAAAGGGAGACCGCUUCACCAUCUCCGGCGUUUUUCAAGCCCUGGCCUGUCUCUGCAUCAUGAUCGCUGCCUCCAUCUACACCGACCGCUUCCACCUAGACGAGAGCCAGGGCUCCUACGGCCACUGCUACAUCCUGGCGUGGAUCUCCUUCGCCCUCACCUUCAUCUCCACCGUCAUUUACUUUGUGCUACGCAAGAAGACCGCGUGAUCGCCGUUUGACUGGAUCUCUUCUUUUAGGCACACAAAAUAUGAUUUAGGUAACUGAGCAAUUGCAGACUGUAACAUUCUUAAAAGAAAGCACCGAUCAAUUGAUGGAAUUAUUGUUUUUUUUUUGUUUUUACUCGGAACAUAAGGCAUUGAUACGACGUUGAUUAUGCAAACGUGUCCUUUAAAACGGACUUUGAAACAACGGGGAAACGUAGUUGUAUUCGUACAUUGAGACAACGUUGAUGUCGAGCGUUGGAUCCACGUUGUUGGUUGUCGGAAAAUGACCAAAAUUCAAUGGUCAGAUGCAUCAAACGUCAAAUCAACGUCGUCAAAAAAGCAUGUUGUUUCAACGUUGUUUUUAAGUUGUAGGAUAUUGAUAAAAAUUGACCCAACAUCAAUGUCAGAACCCAACGUUGAUUAAACGUCAUCAAUAAGCAUGUUGUUUCAAUGUUAGGUGUGUGUCGUUGAAUAUCGGUCGGGAAAUGACCAAAAUUCAACCUUGGAUAAACGUCGUCAAAAAGCAUGUUGUUUCAAUGUUAGGUUCGUAUUGUGGAACACUGAAUUUUGGUAAUUUCCCGACCAAUGUUAAAUCAACGUCACAACCCGACGUUGAUUAAACGUUGGCAAAAAGUAUGUUGUUUCAACGUUGUGUUUGAGUUGUAGGAUACUGGUAAGAAAAUGACCAAACUUCAAUGGUCAAAUCAACGUCAGAACCUAACGAUGAUUAAACGUCGUCAAAAAGCAUGUUGUUUCAAUGUUAGGUUCGUAUUGUGGAACACUGAAUUUUGGUAAUUUCCCGACCAAUGUUAAAUCAACGUCACAACCCGACGUUGAUUAAACGUUGGCAAAAAGUAUGUUGUUUCAACGUUGUGUUUGAGUUGUAGGAUAUUGGUAAGAAAAUGACCAAACUUCAAUGGUCAAAUCAACGUCAGAACCUAACGUUGAUUAAACGUCGUCAAAAAGCAUGUUGUUUCAACGUUAGGUUUCUGUUGUAGAAUACCGGUCGGGAAAUGGCCAAAUUUCAACGUAAGGAUCUGACAUUGAUUGAACGUCGUAAAAAAGCAUGUUGUUUCAAUGUUAGGUUUUCUCGUAAAUUUUUGGUCGGGAAAUGACCAAAAUUCAACGUCAGGAUCCAACAUUGGAUAAACGUAGUCAAAAAGCAUGUCCAAUGUUAGGUUCGUAUUGUGGAACAUUGAAUUUUGGUAAUUUUCCGACCAUUGUUAAAUCAACGUCACAACCCGACAUUGAUUAAACGUUGGCAAAAAGUAUGUCGUUUCAACGUUGUAUUUGAGUUGAAGGAUAUUGGUAAGAAAAUGACCAAAUUUCAAUGGUCAAAUCAACGUCACAACCAGACAUUGAUUAAAUGUCGUCAACAACUAUGUUGUUUCAACGUUGUAGUUGUAUCGUGGAAUAUUAGUAGGGACAUGACCAAAAUUACGUCAAACGUCAAAUCAACGUCGUCAAAAAGCAUGUUGUUUCAACGUUGUGUUUGAGUUGUAGGAUAUUGGUAAGAAAAUGACCAAACUUCAAUGGUCAAAUCAACGUCAGAACCCAACGUUGAUUAAACGUCGUCAAUAAGCAUGUUGUUUCAAUGCUAGGUUUGUGUCGUAGAAUAUUGGUCGGGAAAUGACCAAAAUUCAACGUCAGGAUCCGACAUUGGAUAAACGUCGUCAAAAAGCAUGUUGUUUCAAUGUUAGGUUCGUAUUGUGGAACAUUGAAUUUUGGUAAUUUCCCGACCAAUGUUAAAUCCAGGUCACAACCCGAGAUUGAUUAAACGUUGGCAAAAAGUAUGUCGUUUCAACGUUGUAUUUGAGUUGAAGAACAUUGGUAAGAAAAUGACCAAACUUCAAUGGUCAAAUCAACGUGAGAACCUAACGUUGAUUAAACGUCGUCAAUAAGCAUGUUGUUUCAAUGUUAGGUUUGUGUCGUAAAAUAUUGGUCGGGAAAUUACCAAAAUUCAACGUCAGGAUCCGACAUUGGAUAAACGUUGUCAAAAAGCAUGUUGUUUCAACGUUAGGUUUCUGUCGUAGAAUACCGGUCGGGAAAUGGCCAAAUUUCAACGUAAGGAUCUGACAUUGAUUGAACGUCGUAAAAAAGCAUGUUGUUUCAAUGUUAGGUUUUGUCGUAAAUUUUUGGUCGGGAAAUGACCAAAGUUCAACGUCAAGAUCCAACAUUGGAUAAACGUUGUCAAAAAGCAUGUUGUUUCAAUGUUAGGUUCGUAUUGUGGAACAUUGAAAUUUGGUAAUUUCCCGACCAAUGUUAAAUCAACGUCACAACCCGGCAUUGAUUAAACGUUGGCAAAAAGUAUGUUGUUUCAACGUUGUAUUUGAGUUGAAGGAUAUUGGUGAGAAAAUGACCAAAUUUCAAUGGUCAAAUCAACGUCACAACCCGACAUUGAUAAAAUGUCAUCAACAACUAUGUUGUUUCAACGUUGUAGUUGUAUCUGAAAUAUUAGUAGGGACAUGACCAAAAUUACGUCAAACGUCAAAUCAAUGUCGUCAAAAAGCAUGUUGUUUCAACGUUGUAUUUGAGUUGAAGGAUAUCGGUAAGAAGAUGACCAAACUUCAAUGGUCAAAACAACGUCAGAACCUAAAGUUGAUUAAACGUCGUCAAAAAGCAUGUUGUUUCAACGUUAGGUUUCUGUCGUAGAAUACCGUUCGGGAAAUGGCCAAAAUUUCAACGUAAGGAUCCGACAUAUAUUAAACGUCGUCAAAAAGCAUGUUGUUUCAAUGUCAGGAUUGUGUCGUAGAAAAUUGGUCAGGAAAUUGCCAAAUUUCAACGGAAGGAUCCGACAUUGAUUGAACGAAGUCAAAAAGCAUGUUGUUUCAAUGUUAUGUUUUGUCGUAGAAUAUUGGUCGGGAAAUUACCAAAUUUCAAUGGUCAAGUCAACGUCACAACCUGACAUUGAUUAAAUGUUGUCAAAAAGCAUGUUGUUUCAACGUUGUAUUUGUGUCGUUGAUUAUUGGUCGGGAAAUGACCAAAAUUCAACGCCAGGAUCCGACGUUGAAAAAACGUUGUCAAAAAAAAUGUUGUUUCAAUGUUAGCUUUUUGUCGUAGAAUAUUGGUCGGGAAAAGACCAAAUUUCAAUGGUCAAAUCAACUUCACAACCUGACAUUGAUUAAACGUCGUCAAAAAGUAUGUUGUUUCAACGUUGUAUUUGUGUCGUUGAUUAUUGGUCGGGAAAUGACCAAAAUUCAACGUCAGGAUCCGACGUUGAAUAAACGUCAUCAAAAAGCACGUUGUUUCAAUGUUAAGUUUGUGUCGUAAAAUAUUGGUCGGGAAAUUACCAAAGUCAACAUCAGAACCCAACAUUGAAUAAACGUCAUCACAAAGCAUGUUGUUUCAACAUUGUAUUUGAGUUGCUCGUCGCCAAGGACCUAAUUCAUCAAGUUGUCAACGUUGUUUCAAUGUCUUGCGCCUGCUGAGCUAUAAGGCGCGCCUACGAUUUUUGAGAAAACGAAAGGAUUUUAAUGCGCCUUGUAGUCCGAAAAAUAGGGUUAAAAUGCCUUUAAAAAAGCUUAAAUAUGCAUUACGAUGCUACGAGAAUGAUUAUUGAUAACGAUAUUUGUCGUACCAGCACCGGUUGAACAAGUCAAAUCUGUGGUCUGCUUUGUACGUACAUUUAAAUGUGGAUAUAUAUAUGGAUAAAAAGGGGGUGAGUCUAUUAUUUUUCAAUUGUUUUUGUUGUAGGUUUAUCGACUUAAAUGCCCCCCCCCCGGUCUUACUUUGUGCAGUGUCACUGAUUGGAUGGUGCAGGCCGACUGGUGGUGCAGUCCCCUCCUUGUGUAACAGUACUAACACGCAACGUACUAAAACGUCAGAAUCUGGUUCCAAAUAUUUUUAGCUGCAGCCAUGCGAGUAUAUAAAGAGAGUUGACAUAUUUCAAUGUAACUAUAACAAUCAAGUAUGUGACAAAAAGCUGCCUUCACAUAUUGUAUGUAAAUAUGUUCCCAGUUAUGCUUUGUAUAUCUAAUGCUGUUUUGUCCUCGCGGACGACAUGGACCAUGAUUUUUACCACAAAUAAAUCUAGUCUUUCAACCA